GGGCGUAUCUUCUAAAUUCUACGUCUAUGGAACAGAUCGAUGAACAGGUGUCACUCGGUAUGUGUUAUGACUGAUAAUGACCUGAUUUGUCGUCGUGUAAGCUCCUCGGUAUGGCUUGAUUUAAGGUUAGGAAAGUUUGUCCCGAUCUGUCGAGCAAGUAAAAGUAAACUGUACAGUAUUACACGUUGUAAUUAAAUAUUUCUGGAGGAUCUCGAGAACUUCCACUUUGGAAGCAAGAUGUCAAUCUCAGCAAUUUACAUCUUGGACGUGAAGGGGAAGGUUUUAAUUUCUCGAAAUUACAGAGGGGAUGUCGAGACGAGUGUGAUAGAAAGAUUCAUGCCAGUCGUGAUGGAACGAGAGGAAGAAGGUAAUCUGACACCGUUGAUUCAGACGUCCGAGUGCACGUUUGCGUACAUAAAGUACAACAACUUGUACAUUGUGUCCACCACGAAGAAGAAUGCAAAUAUCUCCCUGGUGUUUGUAUUCCUUCACAAAGUCGUGCAGGUUAUGCAGGAAUAUUUUAAGGAGCUGGAAGAAGAAAGCAUCCGAGAUAACUUUGUAGUAAUAUACGAACUACUCGACGAGCUCUUGGAUUUUGGAUAUCCACAAACCACGGACAGUAAGAUCUUGCAGGAAUACAUUACACAGGAGGGUCACAAGCUUGAAAUCCAACCAAGGAUCCCUCUGGCAGUGACGAAUGCCGUUUCAUGGCGAUCGGAAGGAAUCAAGUACAGAAAGAACGAAGUAUUUCUCGAUGUCAUCGAAUCGGUUAAUCUGUUAGCCAAUGCCAAUGGAAACGUGCUGAGUUCCGAGAUCGUUGGUGCAAUAAAAAUGAGAGUGUACUUGUCUGGAAUGCCCGAGCUACGAUUAGGACUCAACGACAAAGUGCUGUUCGAAUCUACCGGCCGAGGCAAGUCCAAGUCCGUUGAACUGGAAGAUGUCAAAUUUCACCAGUGCGUACGGUUGUCUCGAUUCGAGAACGACAGAACCAUAUCUUUCAUUCCUCCUGACGGUGAAUUCGAACUCAUGUCAUACCGGCUGAAUACUCAUGUGAAACCUCUCAUAUGGAUAGAGUCUGUAAUCGAACGCCACAUCCAUAGCCGAGUAGAGUACAUGAUAAAAGCAAGGUCGCAAUUUAAACGUCGCUCGACUGCAAAUAAUGUGGAAAUUGUAAUACCCGUACCUAACGAUGCGGAUUCCCCCAAAUUUAAGACCACCAUCGGCAAUGUCAAGUAUUCUCCCGAACAAAGUGCCAUCACCUGGUCAAUUAAAUCCUUCCCGGGAGGUAAAGAAUAUCUAAUGCGAGCUCACUUUGGUCUUCCGUCAGUUGUAGGAGAGGAUAUUGAAGGCAAGCCACCUAUUCAAGUCAAGUUUGAAAUUCCAUAUUUUACCACAUCCGGUAUUCAGGUACGAUAUUUGAAGAUUAUUGAAAAAAGUGGUUAUCAAGCUUUGCCUUGGGUGAGGUACAUCACACAGAACGGAGACUAUCAGUUAAGGACAAAUUAGUACCACGCCCUUCUAACAAACCAUUAGUGACCGUAAGAACCAACGAAUUUCUGUUUAUAUACCUACAAGGUUAUUGGCUGUUGUUGCAAUAUGUGACGGUAUGUAAAUAGCAUUUUUCGUGCAAACAUUAUGCAUUCGUUAACAUUAUUCCAAUGGAAACUUUCCAUAAAGAAUUCCAAUCGCAUAGACGCUUUCUUGAAUUACUUAUCGUCGAAGGAUCACAGCAACAACCUACUACGUAGUACAUGUUGUCUAUAAAUAUACUCUGCAAUUGAAAUUAUGCUGGAAAAUAAAUAGAAGAAAUCAGACAAUCCUCUUCGA
This is a messenger RNA of Orussus abietinus, 1827 nucleotides long. RefSeq names its product AP-1 complex subunit mu-1 (gene AP-1mu). Lineage: Eukaryota; Metazoa; Arthropoda; Insecta; Hymenoptera; Orussidae. Gene Ontology annotation, biological process: intracellular protein transport; vesicle-mediated transport. The coding region runs from base 238 to 1506 and encodes 422 amino acids. The transcript is spliced from 2 exons. Gene Ontology annotation, cellular component: clathrin-coated vesicle; clathrin adaptor complex. The record is from RefSeq and is a predicted model, not a curated record. Gene Ontology annotation, molecular function: clathrin-cargo adaptor activity.